This is a messenger RNA of Lactuca saligna, 1973 nucleotides long. Lineage: Eukaryota; Viridiplantae; Streptophyta; Magnoliopsida; Asterales; Asteraceae. The record is from the annotation of a GenBank genome assembly.
CGUCACCUCUUCGUCUUGUCCCCGCCGGAAAUUAUCAAAAUCCAAUCCAUCUCCGCCAUUCCCAGACCUCUAAAGGCGCCGGUAUGUUACGUACUCGCCAUUGAUCGGAAAUCAAACGCUAAGUAUGGAUAAAGCAGUGAGAAAACGUGGACGGAAACCUAAAAAUGCAGUGGACGCAGAAGCAAACCCUAACUCAAACACCGCCGUUGCGGAAGAGGUCGUAGCUUCCUUAAACGCUGCUGCUGAUACUACCAAAUCCGACCGCCGUGGUUCCAAACGUCGUAGGAAGACUGGAAAAGAAAAAUCUGAUGACGUCGCCAUUGUUGUGUCUCCUGAACGAAGAGCGUCUAGACACAGCGAACACAACGGGGAUUGCGACAUCCUUGCGACUGUUGCGGACGGUCCUCCGCGGUGGGAGAGCGUCGGGAAGGUUGUUCCGUCGAUGGAUGCGGUGGUUAAGGUGUUUUGCGUUCAUACAGAACCGAAUUUCUCGUUGCCAUGGCAACGGAAGAGGCAGUAUAGUUCCAGUAGCAGCGGAUUUAUCAUCGGAGGAAGGCGAGUUUUGACAAAUGCGCAUUCUGUAGAGCAUCAUACUCAGGUCAAAGUUAAGAAACGUGGCUCCGAUACCAAGUAUUUGGCCACCGUGCUUGCCAUCGGAACUGAAUGCGAUAUAGCAAUGUUGACCGUGAACGAUGAUGAAUUCUGGGAAGGAAUUUCACCAUUGGAGUUCGGAGAUUUGCCUGCAUUACAAGAUGCUGUGACUGUUGUUGGCUAUCCUAUUGGAGGAGACACAAUCUCUGUUACCAGUGGAGUUGUCUCUCGCAUAGAGAUAUUAUCUUAUGUUCAUGGAUCAACCGAACUUCUUGGUUUGCAAAUUGAUGCUGCAAUAAACUCUGGGAAUUCGGGUGGCCCUGCCUUUAAUGACAAAGGAGAGUGUGUUGGUAUUGCAUUUCAGUCUCUUAAACAUGAAGAUGCAGAGAAUAUUGGUUAUGUCAUACCAACCCCAGUUAUCAUGCAUUUUAUUCAAGACUAUGAGAAGAAUGGUGAAUACACAGGGUUCCCGAUUCUUGGAGUUGAGUGGCAAAAGAUGGAGAAUCCAGAUCUAAGGAUGUCAAUGGGAAUGGGCAAUGAACAUAAAGGUGUUCGAAUCAAAAGAAUUGAACCUACAGCUCCAGAGUCUAAUGUCUUGAAUCCUUCUGAUAUAAUUCUUAGCUUUGAUGGGGUUAAUGUUGCUAAUGAUGGAACAGUUCCCUUCAGGCAUGGAGAGCGUAUCGGUUUCAGUUACCUUGUUUCACAAAAAUAUACAGGGGAUAAAGCUCUUGUUAAAAUACUCAGAAAAUCAAAGAUACAUGAAUUCAACAUAAAACUUGCAACUCACAAGAGACUUAUACCUGCACACAUUGGAGGCCAACCCCCCUCCUAUUACAUCAUUGCAGGAUUUGUCUUCACUGCUGUAUCUGUCCCAUAUUUGCGCUCUGAGUAUGGAAAAGAUUAUGAUUUUGAUGCUCCGGUGAAACUACUGGACAAACAUCUUCAUGCCAUGGCACAAUCUAUUGAUGAGCAACUUGUUGUAGUUUCCCAGGUGCUUGUGGCUGAUAUCAAUAUUGGGUAUGAAGAAAUAGUAAAUACUCAGAUUGUUGCUUUUAACAACAAGCCAGUGAGGAAUCUGAAGAGCUUGGCUGAUAUGGUGGAAAGUUGUAAUGAAGAAUUCCUCAAGUUUGACCUUGAAUAUGACCAGAUUGUGGUGUUACGGACGAAGAUGGCAAAGGAGGCAACUCGAGACAUUCUGUUAACACAUUGUAUACCUUCAGCUAUUUCUAGUGAUCUAACUUAGACCCUUUUACUUUCAACAUAUAACAUGUUUGACCCUUGUCUUACAUAAAUUCGUAAAAAGCUUCGACUUUGAUUAUGUAAUGCGGCUACUCUUACCAUGGUGUUUUGUGCUUUUAUAAAAAGUGAAUUUUUACGAGGAG